Molecule: messenger RNA, 543 nt
Organism: Lactuca saligna
Lineage: Eukaryota; Viridiplantae; Streptophyta; Magnoliopsida; Asterales; Asteraceae
Source: the annotation of a GenBank genome assembly
AUGUUUAUCGGGGCAACAAACCUAAGUGGGAACAAGAGAAGGCAUCGGAUAGAUGUCCAAAAAGAAAUAUCCAACGGUGAUUUGUUGUUGGGUCCCGGAGAGGAUUUCUUGACUAUGGCGAUAGCACCGGAGCACCCUGGUCAUACUAGGGCGGUGGGACAUGAUAUUGGCUUAAGAAAAGGGAUGCAAGGACUUGACAAAAAAAAAAAGAGGAAGGUUGUGGACAAAGAAGUUGUUAGUAAGAUGCAGGUCCAGUUAGAUGAAGCUAUGACCGAAUUGGCAGAGUUAAGAACAUUGUUUGCGAUGCAAAAGUCUAGGAACCAAGUCCCAAAUAAUGUAUGCUUCAGUGUUCAAAACAAUAGGUCUGGCUCGACGUCAACAUUGGAUGCUUUAGAUACGAUAAAGGUUAUGAUAGACAACAUUGAUGAAAGAUAUAAAGGUAUUCCUGUUCCUGUGAUGACAAAUGAAGUUGGUAUCCUAGAAGAUGCAGUUGGCACUGUAAUUCAAUGGCCACAGAUCGCAAAUUGUUUUGUUAUUUACUAG